UAUGAAUAAAAUGUCAGGUGAUAUUCAUAAUAGAGUAGAAAACGUGCCAGACCUUCCAGAACCUGAAAAUGAUGACCACCCUUCGGAAUCGUUUAACAAUGAUCUUAGUAAGACCACCAGAACACUCACUGGCGAUUUUUUGGUACCAACCACAGUAAGAAAUAAUCAAAUUAGUUUUGUGAGGACUGCUAGUGAUGGAUCGCUUUGCUGUGACAUUUGCAACAUAAAAGUAAGCGGCUCGAAGAUCUUCCAAAAGCAUUUGGAAGGGAAAAGACACAAAUCCAAGGUUGACCGAUUAGGCAAAACUUUCAAUUGUAAUAUUUGUGAUGUGACCGCCAACAGUGAAAUUCAACUUAACAUACAUCUGUCAAGUUCCAAACACAAAUCUCGAGUAGAAAAAGAAGAAAUUAAAGAACUAUUUGACGGUUCCUCCUAUUCGAACAGCGUCUACGUCAUUUUUUUUGCAGUACUUUGCAUUGUCAUAAACCUGAUUCUUUUAUUUCGUGUAGCGGAUUAAACGCACUUAGUAGAAGACCAUUUUCACAACCAAGCUACUGUUACUUGGAAAAAAGCUCUCAAAACAGUCACAGAGAGCUACUAAAUGCAAAUUUAUCAUUUUGCAACUAAACAUCCUAAAUGGUAAAACCAUUAUAUUAUUUUUUAGUUGUAAAUAAAAAAAUUGUUUGUUCUAGUUUCCUUAUAAAUUGUUUAUUUGAUAUUUAGGAAGUCUAAAACUAGAAGCCUUAUUUAUUAAAUUAUUUUUAAGAUGUUAAGUUUGUGGAGGUCUAAAAACAUCCAAAACUUAAUUGUUUGUAUAACUUAAUGUUAGUUUCCAGUUUUU
This is a messenger RNA of Ceutorhynchus assimilis (cabbage seed weevil), 841 nucleotides long. The record is from the annotation of a GenBank genome assembly. Lineage: Eukaryota; Metazoa; Arthropoda; Insecta; Coleoptera; Curculionidae.